CGACAACAGAGUGAAAGGAGCUCUUCUGGGUCAAGCACAUUUAGACCUCGUUAUUUAUACGGCGAACAUUACGCGUGACAUAGCUAUACCCAGGCUGCCACCCACCAAACAACGCGCUUGGAGCCUGAUUGGCGCGUACCACGUCACACCUCAAAGAAAGGACCUGGGUGGCAUUGCCCUUUCACCCUCUUGAAUCCUACAUUGAACACCUACUAUAUUACUCUGCUUGUCGCGAUUUGUUUUUAUAAUUUGGUGUUGUCCCAGUCAUACUACCUUUCUCCACUGAUCGCCUCCUACGUCAUAUUUACCUUCCAACAACUUGAAUACCCACAAUGAGCGCACAUUCACGCAGACUUCAAAGCAGUCUAGCCAGUAGCUGGGGCGACGCAGACUACUCAUCAGACGGCGGCGCAUCGAUUCACUCUGCAAGCGACGAAGCUAGCGAAGUUGACCUUGAGGAUUCAGACAAAGAGGUUUUGCAAACAGCCACACCCCUUGCACCCCGUACGACGCGGACUUCUUCGACUCACCCAGACGUCACACCGGUUAAGAAACCACUUAGCAAAAGUUCAUCUCAGUACUCGCAAGGUCCCCGAACCACACCACGGCCCUCAAAGAGACUGGCACAAUCUACACCUGGUCUGGAGCGCAAAGAGCCAAGCUUCAUCAUGCCUUCUCUCGAUAAUUCGAUCAGUGAUUCCUUCGACGGGUCGCCAAUGCGAAGUUCUCAAGUGCGAAACAGAAAGUCAGACAGGCCUUCUUCACGUCGCAAGGCAGGCGCUUCUCCUCGGGCACCUGGUCGACAGACUCCAUUAGACCCCCCGCAAGAGCAGAAAGAGCUUGGUCCAUGGUACUACGUGGAUCUCUUCUACAGAAAUAUCGCCCUACCCCUCGCAGCCUACAUAUUUGACAUCUUCGCCUAUGCAAUGCGGCACUUUGUCAAGCCAGUCCUCGGAGUCGUCCUGGGACUCGGCAUCAUCUAUCUCGGCUUCCAAGCAGCCUCUGUAUUCCUGUACUCGACACUCUCGAGCGCACUCACACCCGUCUGCCUGAUUCCAGGCUCCUCCUACAUCCUCCCGUUCUGCAGCAACACCGAGCACGAAACCCAGCGCGCAGACUUCGAAGAACUGAUCAACGUGCAAUCCCGCUUCGAAGACAUCCUCGACGCAUCAAAAGACACAUCCACCCUCCCCGCCACAAUCAAAGACUCCGAAAUCGCCAUCCGCGACCUCCGCACUCUAGUCCGCCACUCCCGCCUCCCCUCACGCAGCCAACUCGACCUCGAAUUCGCAAACUUCGUCCUCACCGCCAACGAAGCCUCAGUCGACCUCUCGCGCUACAACUCCCGCAUCGGCGCAACAAUGGACCGCGUCAUCGCGACAAACACCUGGACCAUGGCCGUGCUCUCCGGCAUCUCGGAGAAAGAAGCCAGCGUCGGCGCCGUAAGCCGCGCAUUCAGCUCCAUGACCGGCGUCUUCAUCGCGCCGCCGCCCACACUACAGCAGCGCAUCUUCGACCAGUACCUGCUGCACGUCAGCCAGAACAAAGAGGAGAUCACACGCCUGAUCGAAACCGCACAGGCGCUGCUCCAGGUGCUGCAGAAUCUCGACGAGCGCCUCGAUACUAUCUACCAGAUUGCGACGAAUGACGAUACGACUAUCACGAAGAAUCAGGAUGAAUUGCUUUCUUCGCUGUGGACGAAACUCGGUGGCAAUUCGGCGUCUGUGCGCGCGAAUAAGUCUCACCUCCAUUUGCUGCGCGAUAUUGCUGGGUAUCGGCGCAAGGCCCUGAAACAUGUUAGUCAGACGCUGCUCAAGUUGCAGGAGAUCCAGGCGCAGCUGGAGAAUCUGAGAGAGGGGGUUGCGGCGCCGGAGGUCUUGGGGUGGAGAGACGAGGUCCCGUUGACGUACCAUUUGGAUGUUAUUGAGAAGGCUGUUGAUCGGCUACGGGUCUCUAGGGGGGAGAGUAUGAGGGUCGAGGGGGAUAAUUAUCGUAGGAUGAUUAGGGGUGGGGAGGAUGAGGGGGGGUUCAAGGAGUUGCCGGGACGGGGGGUGCCGGUUGUUACUGUGAAGGCGAAGUAG
Messenger RNA from Dothidotthia symphoricarpi CBS 119687, 2081 nucleotides. RefSeq lists its product as uncharacterized. The record is from RefSeq and is a predicted model, not a curated record. The coding region runs from base 333 to 2081 and encodes 582 amino acids. Lineage: Eukaryota; Fungi; Ascomycota; Dothideomycetes; Pleosporales; Dothidotthiaceae. The transcript has a single exon.